This is a messenger RNA of Rhizophagus irregularis DAOM 181602=DAOM 197198, 2171 nucleotides long. RefSeq lists its product as uncharacterized. The record is from RefSeq and is a predicted model, not a curated record. Gene Ontology annotation, biological process: response to oxidative stress. Gene Ontology annotation, cellular component: nucleus. Lineage: Eukaryota; Fungi; Glomeromycota; Glomeromycetes; Glomerales; Glomeraceae.
AAAUUUAAAUACAGCAAUAAAUAGGGCAAUUAUCUACAGAAUUUUUACUUUUACUCUUUCGUUAUUUUUUUCUAGUAAUUUUUUCUAGUAAUAAUGGGUCAAACUUGGAGUGUCGAAAGUUCUCCUCCACAAACUGAAAAUAAUUUAAAUCAAUCAUCAUUACAUAAUUAUAAUAUUUCAAAUAAUUUAUUAAGGAAAAAUUUUUCGAAUUUGGAAAGUUAUUCCUUACAGAGUACUUUUGAAAAUUUGGCAAGUAUAAAAAAUGGUAGAGAAGUCAUCGAAGAAGAAGUUUUAAUUCAAUAUUUGGGAUUCCCUGAUGAAAUAGGAAUUGGGCCAAUUAUUUAUCGUUCAUUCACAUAUCUAGCCAGUUACCCAUCACCAGCUCACAAAGAGAAUCUAUUGACAUAUGAUGGCCUUAUAAAGGCCAUUGCGAUAUACUGUGAUAAAGUUCAUGAUGUUAUAUUAGAGGAUCGUAUUAAGCUUAUAUUUGAAUCUUUUGCUAUACAUGAAGAACACUCAACUCUUGGGAUAACACCUAAAAUGGGAGUGUCUUACGAAAAACAGCCUCCUUAUACUGAAUAUCCUGAAAGCAAGGUUUCUGGUGUGCAGGAAGAUGAAACAUCAGAAGUUGGAACAUUGAAAAUUGAUUCCAUUGACCUCGACGAUGAUGCCGCAUUUUUAAAAGCUCUUGGACUUGGAAAACAAGAAAAUGAAGAAACUUAUAUUGUUUCCAAAGUAUCUUGUACUGAAAUGAUAAAAAUAUUAACAGGCAUAAUUUGGCUAAUGACCAAUGAAAUUACUUUCACAAAAGAUGUAUUCGAACAUUCAACGAACGCUGAACAAAUUCUUAAAGUUAUAACUCCAAUUGUUGAACAUAUGGCAAGAUAUGAUACAGAUCUUCGCAAUCUUCCUUAUUCACAGAUUAUUUCUCCUCAAACUUAUAUAAAAUGGCCAAUUUUCAAAGAUUUCAUGCAGCGUAAUAUUCCAAAUGAGUUUGAUAUAUUUAAACCCUUCUUUUAUGGACAAUUUUUGAUUGGACAGACAUUGUCACAACAUCGUAAAAAAUCUGUUAUGAUCGGUCCUCAUGUACAACUUUUGCCAAAAUUAGAUGAGACGUCAGAAUACUUGAAUCCAAUUAAUCUGGCUUUAUUGAGUUUGAUGUUACCAGAAAAAGUUUUAAGAAAGAAAGAAUGGAAUUAUCUAUAUUCGGGAAGUAAACAUGGAUUUAGUAUGAAUCGAUUUAAUACUCACGUCUUUAAGUAUACUGGACCCACGCUUAUGAUAAUUCGGGCUGAGUUGACAUCAGAUAGACAUAGCGAGCAAGCUUCAUCUUCAAAGAAAGAAAUCUUAAUUGGUGCUUAUAUACCAGAACAAUGGCGUUCCACAUCCUCUCCACGAACAUGUUUUGGUUCUGCAGAAUGUUUUUUAUUUGAAUUAUAUCCUAAUUUUGAAGUAUUCCCUGCAUCCAAUCACAACAAGAAUUACAUCUAUUAUAAUCCUACAUUUGGAAUAGGAUUUGGAGGAAUCGCUACAUCAGGUCCAACUUCAAGUAAAAUUGUAUCAACGGAUGCAAAUUCAUUUGUUAUUCAAUUGGAUAAUACUUUGCAACAUGGAAGAUAUAGAAAUGAUGCUCUUCGAAAUUUGGCAAAUACUUUUAAACUAAGUGCAACAAGAUCAUUUUUUGAUACGAGGUUUGAAGUGUUAGAAAUUGAAGUGGUGGGAAUGGGCGGUGAAGGUGCUAGAGAGAAACAAAUGAGAGACUGGAAAUGGGAAGAUAAUGAAUCUUCAAAGCGAUUAAAUAACCGAAAAGAUAAAGUUGAUAAAGAAAUUCUCAAGAUUGCGGGAAUUAUUGAUGAAAGUCAACGUUCAGAAAUUAUUAAGGAACCAUGAUUUUUAAACUAAAUCAAGAAAUUUUUAUUUAUUUAUUUAUUGUUUAAUUGUUUAACAGAACAAAUAGUAAAUCGAUGUCAUAAAUUUAAAAAUUUGAAAAUCCUGUGUAAAAUUACGAAAUUGUAUUACAAAACAAAUUAGUUCAUUGAUCACAUUGUGCACUCCUCAGUCACUCCACGUUUACAUGUUAUAAUAUCAUGAUGUAACGCUGAAAAUCAUUAAUAAAAUAAAAGGGGUUUAAAUCAUUAAAUUAUGAUUUGCUUUUGAUUAUCAUAUAUCAU